Molecule: messenger RNA, 562 nt
Organism: Arvicanthis niloticus (Nile rat)
Lineage: Eukaryota; Metazoa; Chordata; Mammalia; Rodentia; Muridae
Source: RefSeq, a predicted model, not a curated record
GCACCGGCUGCGUGCACGAGUGGCCCCUUGGUGCGGGAAGAUGGAAGAGCUGAGCCAAGCCCUAGCCAGCAGCUUUUGUGUGUCUCAAGAGCUGAACAGCACAGCUGCCCCCCACCCUCGCCUGUCCCAGUACAAGUCCAAGUACAGCUCCCUGGAGCAGAGCGAGCGGCGGCGCAGACUGCUGGAGCUCCAGAAAUCCAAGCGGUUAGAUUAUGUGAACCAUGCCAGAAGACUGGCCGAAGAUGACUGGUCAGGGAUGGAGAGUGGGGAAGAGGAGAGCAAGAAAGAUGAAGAGGACAUGGACAUAGACCCUGGCAAGAAGCUACCAAAACGCUACGCUAAUCAAUUGAUGCUUUCUGAGUGGUUAAUUGAUGUUCCUUCAGAUUUGGGACAAGAAUGGAUUGUGGUUGUGUGUCCUGUUGGGAAAAGAGCCCUUAUCGUGGCCUCCAGGGGUUCAACCAGUGCCUACACUAAGAGUGGCUACUGUGUCAACAGGUUUUCUUCCCUUCUGCCAGGAGGCAACAGGAGAAACUCAACAACGGCCAAAGGUACCUACAUGUGA